Vanessa tameamea is the source of this 1398-nucleotide messenger RNA. Its product is annotated as CD63 antigen-like. The transcript is spliced from 6 exons. The record is from RefSeq and is a predicted model, not a curated record. Bases 150 to 869 code for a protein of 239 amino acids. Lineage: Eukaryota; Metazoa; Arthropoda; Insecta; Lepidoptera; Nymphalidae. Gene Ontology annotation, cellular component: plasma membrane.
UAACGUAAAACUGUUGUAAGCUGGUAACAUUGACAAUUCCUGUAUUAGUUUCGUGGUUGCUGGCUGUAAAAUCUUUGCUUCAUCCAAAAUAAUAAUUUAAUUUGGCGAAAAACUUUUAUAAUCAGAAAAUAAAAUAAAGUGAUUUAAAAAUGGCUAUUGGUGCAGGAAUGUCUUGUGUGAAGUACUUGUUAUUUUCCUUCAAUCUGCUAUUCGCCAUAACAGGAUUGAUAAUCCUGAUAGUUGGUGCCAAAUCAGAAAUCAAUGCUCAUCCCUAUGUUAGCCUAACAGAUGAGAGUUUCUACACAUCAGCUCCGGUUAUUCUGAUCAUCGUUGGCCUGAUUGUGUUUGUUGUUGCCUUCUUCGGAUGUUGCGGUGCUGUUAAGGAGAACCAUUGCAUGAUUGUUACUUUUUCAGUGUUCCUGCUGAUGAUAUUCAUAGCUGAGCUGGCGGUCGGCAUCGCUGGUUAUGUGAAACACACGGAGCUUGAAACAUCCAUAGUCCGGACCCUUAACGCAUCGAUCCAGCAAUACUCGACCGACCCGGAUAUCAAGAAAAACUACGAUAUUAUUCAAACUGAUAUGCAAUGUUGCGGUAUCUACGGCGUGUCGGACUGGAAGGCGAGCGGACAACCUAUCCCCGCCACCUGCUGCGCGGGACAGGAGAUCACAAACAACAUAACCAUCGAAUGCACUCCGGACUCCCCCAGCAUCCACAAGAAGGGCUGCCUCGACCUGAUCCUCAACUACAUGAAAGAUCUCGCGCUCGUGCUGGGUGGAGUUGGACUUGGAAUUGCAUUUGUGCAACUGCUCGGAGUCAUAUUCGCAUGCUGUCUCGCUCGCUCGAUCCGCAGCCAGUACGAGACCGUCUAGAUAAGUUCGGCGUCAUCAGUUUUAUAGCGAUUCCAUAAUAAUUUAUGUAUUAAUUGAUCUGUUCAUAACAUGUUGUGAUUAAGUGAAAGUCUAAUAUUACAAUAUUUUGUUAUUUUUUUUAUUUGUACAUUUAAUUUUAUAUUUCAAUAGAGAAAUAUCUCAAGACUUGUAUACUUCAUUAUUAUCAGUUUAGAAGGCGUGAGGCACAAAUAUCACACAAGUGUGCUCAGGAUAGAAGACUGAUUUUCGAAUAGUAACGGUUUCAAAUGCCAAAUCAAUUUCAUCACAUGCACUUCGUAUGAUAUUUAAUGUUUUAAAUUUAAAUAUUUAGAAUUUAGUAAAUGUAUUCUACUGUCUCUUCUACGUAGAUUCGUGCACGAUGUUUGUAUUGGAGGAGGUUUAUGAGAUGCAACAGUUUUGAUUUAUUUUGUAUCAAAUUUUGCAUCUUAUAAACAAAUUUUGGAGCAAAGUAUAUUAGAAGUUUUUCUUAGUAUUUAUAUUAACAUUAAUAAAUCUGUAUAUGGUGGUA